Cucumis melo (muskmelon) is the source of this 4055-nucleotide messenger RNA. RefSeq names its product DNA polymerase I B, chloroplastic/mitochondrial-like. Gene Ontology annotation, biological process: DNA-templated DNA replication; double-strand break repair. NCBI's taxonomy places the organism in Eukaryota, Viridiplantae, Streptophyta, Magnoliopsida, Cucurbitales, Cucurbitaceae. The transcript is spliced from 12 exons. The coding region runs from base 263 to 3646 and encodes 1127 amino acids. Gene Ontology annotation, molecular function: DNA binding; DNA-directed DNA polymerase activity; 3'-5' exonuclease activity. The record is from RefSeq and is a predicted model, not a curated record.
GAAACCACAUAUAUACGUUAAUUUAGCGGUUUUCUCAUCACUAUUCACUUCCAGGGUUUAACCUUCGCUUCAGUCUCUUCAGCACCCAACUAUCUACACGCUGCCAUGGGCGUGCUCUGUAGUGCUCCAUUUUCAGACCCACUUGCCUGAAUCGACAUAUAAAACAAACAAAGCCCUCAAAACUUUGGAUUAUCCCAAAAACCUUUCUAAACCUUUCAAAACGGCUCCUUCUAGCACCAAGUUGGGCAGAGUUGCAGGGAAGAUGACUUUGGGAAUCUCCACUUCCCAAGCCUCUUCGUUUAGAACUCAUUGGCCUUCUUAUUUCUUUCUAAGGCGGUUUAGCCCUGUUUCUAACUCUUCUAUUUCCAUUUGUGCCUCUUCCAAGGCUCUCUGCAGAACUGAAUUUGCUUCCCUGAAGACUGUGGGUGGCGCUUCGCCAAAUAUGAAUGUUAGUCAUGCUUCCUUUCAGUUUAGACAAUGUUCUUUCUUGAACACCACUUCAUUUUCUGAAACUAGACAAUGUAGCAAGGAGAGGCCAUCUGUUCCUGUAAUAACUUGGGGUGAUUGUAUUGUCAAGAUAAGACAAGAGAAGCUCUUAGAAUCUAGGUCUAUGGGAACUGAGAUCCUGACAAACAAUGAGGAAGUAAAGCUAAGAAAAAGGGAAAAUCUCACCGACUAUGGGACUUCUCAUUGUAAUAACAAUCCUCGUCCUCCAUAUUCUAAGGUCCCAUCAAAUUUGGGAAUCAAACGUUCUAAUACCAGUAAUGUUUCUGAUUGUAUAAACCCUUCAACUAAUAUUUUAUCAAAUGGAUUCAGAAAACAAGAACCUAUAAAUUCUAAACGAACUGAGAAUGUUGUAACUAUGGAUAGGAUGGAAAGUAGGGCACCUUUACUUAAGACAACUGAGGUUUCAAGUGGUCAAUGUAAUGGAGACAUUAAUUCUUCUGCGGGGAGACGGUCCAUGACCAAGCCUGAAAACAAUUAUUUGCAUAAUCAGGAUGUUCUUACGCAAAGUAAGAAAAAGUGUACCUCUUCUCAAAUCAGAAAGGGAUCAAUUGUGCCUCGUGUACCAGAUGUUUCACCUAAUGGCAGAAACCAAAGUAUCUCUUUGGGAAAGGCUGAUAGUGUACUGAAAACUUUGAGAUUUACUGAAGCUGCUAAUGGGAUAAAGGGGAGUGUAGAUGUGGAAAAAUUGUCUAAAGGGAUCAUCAAUGGAAGUGGCACCAAGGUGACCGAAGCACCUGCAACUACAUGCAAGCCAGAUAUAAAGGAGAGGCUUAAUGGUGUAUAUGAUAGUGUUCUUGUUGUUGAUAGUGUGUCUGCUGCAACGGAAGUUGUUUCAAUGCUUACUACUAAGUACAGGAAUCUUGUGCAUGCCUGCGAUACUGAGGUGGCCAGGAUUGAUGUGAAGCAAGAAACACCCAUUGACCAUGGUGAAGUAAUAUGCUUCAGUAUCUAUUCAGGACCAGGAGCAGAUUUUGGGAAUGGAAAGUCUUGCAUUUGGGUUGAUGUUCUUGAUGGUGGCGGUAAGGAAAUUUUGCUUCAAUUUGCACCAUUCUUUGAAGAUCCUUUGAUCAGAAAGGUCUGGCACAACUACAGUUUUGACAAUCACAUUAUUGAAAACUAUGGGAUUAAGCUUUCUGGCUUCCAUGCUGACACGAUGCACAUGGCACGGUUAUGGGAUUCAUCGAGACGAGUGAGUGGGGGAUAUUCACUUGAAGCUCUUUCCAGUGAUAGAAAUGUCAUGUCUGGUGCUGAAUUGGGACAGGAAAAAGAGUUGAUUGGUAAAGUAUCCAUGAAAACAAUCUUUGGCCGGAAGAAGAAGAAAAUGGAUGGAUCUGAAGGCAAACUUGUAGUCAUUCCCCCUGUUGAAGAACUUCAACGAGAAGAACGGAAACCGUGGGUAUCUUAUUCUGCUUUAGAUUCAAUAUGCACACUGAAGCUUUACAAGAGCUUGAAAAAUAAACUGUCUAACAUGCCUUGGGAGAGAAAUGGAAAAGAGAUUCCAGGUCAAACAAUGUUCAACUUUUAUGAAGAAUAUUGGAAACCAUUUGGUGAACUUCUUGUCAAAAUGGAAACUGAGGGAAUGCUGGUUGAUAGGUCAUAUCUUGCCGAGAUAGAAAAAUUGGCCAUAGUGGAACAAGAGGUUGCUGCUAACAAAUUUCGUAACUGGGCUUCAAAGUACUGCUCUGAUGCCAAGUACAUGAAUGUAGGAAGUGAUGCACAAGUGCGGCAAUUGCUCUUUGGUGGCACCUGUAACAGGAAGAACCCUGAGGAGUUUCUUCCAAUUGAAAGGACAUUUAAAGUUCCAAACAGUGAAAAAGUCAUUGAAGAAGGGAAAAAAACUCCCAGCAAGUUUCGGAAUAUCACUUUACAUUGCAUUAAGGGUAAGCCUUUUUCGACAGAAAUUUACACAGCAUCUGGUUGGCCUUCAGUGGGGGUGGAUGCUCUGAAGAUCUUAGCGGGCAAGGUCUCUGCAGAAUUUGAUGACAUCACUGACGACUUGUGCUCUCACAAUGAGGUUGACAAUGAUUUUGAAAUGAUGCCUCAUGAAGAAAGCAAAGGGCAUAUGUCUGAUAAUGAUACUGCUUUGAAAGAAUUUAAAUCAUUGGAGGAGAGCAAGGAAGCCUGUCAUGCCAUUGCUGCUUUAUGUGAAGUCUGCUCUAUCGACACUUUGAUUUCAAAUUUUAUCCUUCCCUUACAGGGAAGCAAUAUAUCUGGUAAGAAUGGACGUGUGCACUGUUCUCUAAAUAUCAACACAGAAACUGGCCGCCUCUCAGCUCGGAGACCAAAUUUGCAGAAUCAACCGGCUCUGGAAAAGGACCGGUAUAAGAUCCGUCAGGCAUUUAUAGCUGCUCCUGGAAAUUCCCUCAUUGUUGCUGAUUAUGGCCAGUUGGAACUUAGGAUUCUUGCACAUCUUGCCAAUUGCAAGAGCAUGCUGGAAGCCUUUAAAGCUGGGGGAGAUUUCCAUUCAAGGACCGCAAUGAAUAUGUACCCUCAUAUUCGAAAAGCUGUUGAAGAAGGAAGCGUGCUUCUUGAGUGGGAUCCUCAACCUGGGCAAGACAAACCUCCAGUUCCAUUGUUGAAGGAUGCCUUUGCUUCUGAAAGAAGGAAGGCUAAAAUGCUUAAUUUUUCCAUUGCAUAUGGCAAGACUCCUGUUGGCCUUUCCAAAGAUUGGAAGGUUUCCUUGGAGGAAGCAAAGAAGACAGUUAACUUGUGGUAUAAUGAAAGAAAAGAAGUUCGUGAGUGGCAAGAUCUUCGAAUGGCAGAGGCUGCGGAGGAAUCAUGCGUUCGUACAUUGCUUGGACGAGCUCGUAGGUUUCCUUCAAUGAAGCAUGCUACUCGUUUCCAGAAAGGACAUAUAGAAAGAGCUGCUAUCAAUACUCCCGUGCAGGGUAGUGCUGCUGACGUUGCCAUGUGUGCCAUGUUGGAAAUAUCUAAAAAUUCACGUUUGAGGGAACUUGGAUGGAGGCUGCUUUUACAGGUUCAUGAUGAAGUAAUCUUGGAAGGACCAACCGAGUCUGCUGAGGUUGCUAAGGCCAUUGUUGUCGAGUGCAUGUCGAAACCCUUCAAUGGAAAGAACAUUCUUAAUGUCGACCUUGCAGUGGAUGCCAAGUGUGCACAAAACUGGUAUUCUGCCAAAUAGAUUUUUAACAAAAGAAUUUCUGACUAAACUAACAAACGUCAAAUGCUCCAUCAGUUCAACUUUUGGAUGCCUUGUGAAGGUUGUUUAUGCUAAGCUGAUGUGAAAUUUUCACCACCCUCCCUUCCUUGAGAAUGAUAAUGCUGGUGAUAAUUGAUCGUUGAAAUGGGGUGGCUUGUGAGGAAUGAAUGAAGAUUCCUAUUUUUUCAUCUGUGAGUGGCAUUCUGUAAUUUAUAUUUGUCUAAAGGUAGGCUUGUGCUUCAGUUUACAGCAAGGAAUUUUUCUUUAGCUCGUUUUGGAUGAAAUUGUUCUGAACAGAUGUCUAUGUAACUCAUCUCCAAGUGUAAUAUUAAGUAGUGAUGAAAUCCUUGUCUUGCGAUAAAAUGAAAUAUCAUUUGAUGUCUUGGUUAAA